AAUUCGCUGUCUGAUAUGGAUUUCAUUCAUUUCCUCUUUGCAAUGGACAGAUAGAAUUUCUUUUCUUUUCUCCUUGUCUUUCUUUUUUUCUUAGUAUUUUUGUACAUGGACUUUUACACACUUGACCGGCGUCUCCAGUCUACGGUAGACUGACUCGUUUUUUUUUUUGAUUGAGUUUUGGCAGCUUCGAUCUCCACCGUGGCUUGUGGCUGUCUUCGUCAACGGUCAGAGAAUAUGAUUCCACGAACUAUCUCCGAUUGCAGAUCAUGAGUUUUUCUUUUUCCUCAUCGCAAGAUGAGAGUCACUCCACUCUGCACAGUGGCAACGUUGUCAGUAAUACUGCAAAUGCGAAUGAUUCCCCUCAAUCUGACCGGAAUGACGUCGAUCUUGCAACGCGAAUUCAUGCGGCCUCUAGGGCAAUUCAUCACAAGUUACACCACGGUGUAGUUGGCCGUUUACUUCUCGCAAUACCACCAAAUACCAACUCUCCGCAUUUAUAUGCACUAGGCAUUUCACGUUUUGCUAGGAUCUAUUCUGUUUUUGAGACCGCAUGGCGCGAGUACCUCAGCACAUCUUCUCACAGCUCCUCUGCCGAGCUCAGCACAAACGAUCAAGCAAGGUACCAUGCUCUACUCUCCCAGGCAUACAUAUCCACCUUAGCCCGCAGUCAACGGCUUACAUCCGACUUGACGAACCUGAAAACCGAAUGGGGCGACAAUAUCACUACCGCACAGGAAGGAAACGAUGUCGCCGUCCGUGAUACAGUCACUCACGUCACUCAAACAUGUCUCAAGAAACCAUACGUCCUCCUCGCAUAUUCAUGGAUCAUGUACAUGGCCCUCUUCAACGGCGGACGCUGGAUACGCGACCAACUCAUCAACGCCGGACCACAAUUCUGGUUUCAGCAAAACGAAAACAUUGACAAAGCAGAUGCACUUAUCGGACCUUCGUUCCUAUCAUUCUGGUUCUUUGACGACGCUGAAGAUGGCGAAGAUGUCAAACGCGCAUUCAAGGCUGCGUUUGUGGAAGCCUCGCGUAAGUAUUUGACGCAAGACGAAUGUGCGGAUGUGAUCCGCGAGACAAAUGCGAUGUUUCAGCAUUGUCUGAACAUUGUCUCCGAGAUUGACCUUGUGGUUGCACUUGAGCGGGAAAAGAAGGACGAAGAGUUACGGAAUACGAAUUUCCGUGGGUUGAAGGCGUUUGAUAGACAUGUUUUACUAACUGUCAUUAUUCUGGGUGUUUCACUGGCCAUGGCGGUCUCUUAUAAUGGACGAUUCAUGACUUGCCUGGGCUAUUAGAUGAGCAGUAUCGAUAAUGACUAAUUCACAAAGUUGUCUGCUCUCGCUGCGCUCGCGAGACGG
Messenger RNA from Talaromyces stipitatus ATCC 10500, 1361 nucleotides. RefSeq lists its product as uncharacterized. The coding region runs from base 267 to 1298 and encodes 343 amino acids. Gene Ontology annotation, biological process: heme oxidation. Lineage: Eukaryota; Fungi; Ascomycota; Eurotiomycetes; Eurotiales; Trichocomaceae. The record is from RefSeq and is a predicted model, not a curated record. The transcript has 2 exons. Gene Ontology annotation, molecular function: heme oxygenase (decyclizing) activity.